Culex quinquefasciatus (southern house mosquito) is the source of this 1357-nucleotide messenger RNA. It is a transcript of the gene Gbeta76C, whose product is annotated as guanine nucleotide-binding protein subunit beta-2. The record is from RefSeq and is a predicted model, not a curated record. NCBI's taxonomy places the organism in Eukaryota, Metazoa, Arthropoda, Insecta, Diptera, Culicidae. Gene Ontology annotation, cellular component: cytoplasm; heterotrimeric G-protein complex. The coding region runs from base 131 to 1174 and encodes 347 amino acids. Gene Ontology annotation, molecular function: protein binding; signaling receptor complex adaptor activity. Gene Ontology annotation, biological process: G protein-coupled receptor signaling pathway. The transcript has 7 exons.
GUCCUCUUCCGUUGAACGUCGCGAUCGGUCAGUUACGCAGGUUUGUCCACGCGAACAAAUCGAACCCAAUCGAUGGUGAAAGCAUUCCCUGUUCGGUCUAGGCUGGAAUAGGCGCGUUAGCGGACACACAAUGGCGCCAAAGGAUGAUGCAGAAGUAACCGCGUUGAAGAAAGAACUCAGUGAUUUGAUCACCAAAAUAAAGGACGAGCAAAAGAAGGCCGCCGACUGCACGCUGCAGGACAAAUGCUCGGACAUGGGGGACGCACCGAAGGUGCGCAUCACGACGAAAAAGUUCCUCAAGGGUCACAUCAACAAGGUCAACUCGGUGCACUUUGCGGGGGACUCGCGGCACUGCGUUACGGGUUCGCUCGACGGCAAGCUCAUCAUCUGGGACACCUGGACCGGGAACAAGGUGCAGGUCAUCCCGCUGCGGUCGGCCUGGGUCAUGAGUGUGGCCUUUGCCGAGUCUGGGAACUUUGUGGCUUGCGGGGGCAUGGACAACAUGUGCACCGUGUACGACAUCAACAACCGGGACGCCCAGGGCAACGCCAAGAUUGUGCGCGAGCUGGCCGGCUACGAGGGUUUCCUGAGCUCGUGCCGGUUCCUGGACGAUACGCACGUGCUGACCGGGUCCGGCGAUCUGAAGAUUUGCAUUUGGGAUCUGCAGGUGGGCAAGAAGACGUCCGAGUUCGAUGCCCACAACGGGGACGUGGUUUCGAUCUCGCUCAGUCCGGACAAGAAUACGUACGUGACGGGUUCGGUCGAUCGGACCUGUAAGCUGUGGGAUGUGCGCGAGUCGACGCCGAAGCAGACGUUCUUCGGGCACGAGGCCGACGUCAACAGUGUCAGCUACCAUCCCAGUGGCUUCGGAUUUGCCACCGGCUCGGAGGACAAAACGGCUCGUCUGUUCGACUUCCGGUCGGACCAGCAGAUUGGUCACUUUGAACCACCAAACAAGAGCAGCGGUUUCACUUCAUGCGCUUUGUCGUAUAGUGGCCGUUACAUUCUGUGCGGAUCCGACGACAACAACGUCCACAUUUGGGACACGAUGAAGGGAUCGCAUAACGGUACGCUGAGUGGCCACGAGAAUCGUGUCACUUCAAUUUGCAUGGCCCCGAACGGAAUGGCGCUGGCCUCGUGCAGCUGGGACAAUCAUGUCCGCGUUUGGGUCUAAAGAAGAGGGAAUAUGUCGCGCCAGUUUGAGGAAAUCGACGAAGUUUUGGCUGGUUUGGAUAUUUCAGUUGUUUGUUUUCUUGCUUUGUAGUGAAGUCAUUCGGAGAAAGUGUUAUACUUGCAAUUGCUAGAAUCUAAAUAAAAUAAUAAAACUGUUACAUUACACAGUCCAAUACAAACCAAA